CCAACCGCAACAUUUUCAUUUUUGUACAAACCGUUCCGAGUUACGGUGUAGAAGUUUUCUUCAGCAGCAUUGUGUUUAGUAGAGCACUCUCUAAAACCCUGUAAAAAUGGAGUUAACAAAUCCCCGCAAAACCAACUCUUCAUCCCUCAAACGCCGGCGAGAUGACUCUGCCGCUGCAGACGACGACCACUCCACUGCCGGCAACAAUGGUGUCGACCUCUCUCUCCUUGAAGCCAUAGAAAGAUCACAUUCAACUGUAGAAACUCUCGACCUCAAAACCCUAAAAAAACUCGUACUCUCCUUCGAGCGUCGUCUUCGUGACAACAUCGAAGCUCGUCUCAAAUACGCCGACCAACCGGAAAAGUUCGCAGAUUCCGAGGUUGAGCUUCACGAGGAGCUCCAGAAACUCAAAGUUCUUGCUGCUGGACCCGAACUUUACCCAGAGUUAGUCAAUCUCAACACAAUUCCGUCGAUUCUCGGAUUAUUGAAUCAUGAUAAUUCUGAUAUUGCUGUUGACGUAGUAACUCUCCUCCAGGAUUUGACGGAGGAGGAUGUUUUGGAGGAUAAUGAUGAACCGGCUAGGGUUUUGGUUGAUAAUUUAGUUGAGAACAAUGUGUUGGAGUUACUUGUGCAGAAUUUGUUGAGGUUGAAUGAGAAUGACCCCGAGGAGGCGGCUGCCAUUCAUACUACCUUAGCUACACUCGAGAAUUUGAUUGAGGUUAAGCCCCAAGUGUCCGAAAUUGUGUGUGAGAAGACUAAACUGUUGAGGUGGUUAUUGGGGAAGAUUAAGGUGAAGGAAUUUGAUGGGAACAAGGAGUAUGCAUCGGAGAUUUUAGCCAUUUUGCUGCAGAAUAGCACGGCAAAUCAGAAGCGGUUGGGUCAGAUGAAUGGUGUGGAUGUGAUGCUGCAGGCAGUUGCAAUGUAUAAGUCUAAGGAUCCCAAGAGUUCAGAGGAGGAGGAGAUGCUUGAGAAUUUGUUUGAUUGUUUGUGUUGUUUGUUAAUGCCAUUGGAGAACAAGGAAAGGUUUGUCAAGGCUGAAGGGGUGGAAUUGAUGAUUAUUAUAAUGAAGCAGAAGAAAUUGGCAUAUGGUUCUGCUAUAAGGGCGCUUGAUUUCGCAAUGACCAAGUAUCCUCCAGCUUGUGAGCGGUUCGUUGAUGUUUUGGGGUUGAAAACUGCCUUUUCUGCUUUUAUGGGUAAGGUGCCAGUUAGCAAGAAGCAUAAAAAAGAGCGAUUUCGGGAGGAGUUAGAGGAACGAGUAAUAUCGCUGCUUUCAUCAUUAUUUGCUGGGAUUUUAAGAGGAUCUAGAAGAGAAAGACUGUUAAGCAAAUUUGUAGAAAACGAGUGUGAGAAGAUAGACAGGCUUUUGGAACUUUAUGUGAGGUACUCUGAUAGAGUAAAAGCUGAGGCGGAACGCUUGGACCAACUGGAACUUGACGAUUUUGAGAUGAAUGAGGAGGAGAAGUACAAUAGGAAGCUGGAUUCUGGUCUCUACACACUCCAGCUCGUUGCCGUUAUGUUGGGUCAUCUUGUGACAUCUGAGAACUCGCAGAUAAGAGGAAGAAUUGAACUUUUACUUAAACAGCAUAAGCUCACGAAAAAGGAUGUUAGUGAUAUACUACAGGAAUAUCAUGACAACAUUGGAGAUCUUGACGGACCAGAGGAGAAAGAACGGGUGCAAUCAAAAAUUCAGAAGUUUAUAUCUGCGUUUUGAUAAUCCUUUCGUUGGCUAGAGGAAUUGAAAUAGUACAAUGAACAAGUCUUUGCUGAAAACCCAAAAAAAGACCGAUCUAGAGCAUUCUAGCAUGGUAUUGACAUGCACAAUUUCAUCAUCAGCUCCAAUCAGUAUUCAUUACUUUGAGUGUAAAAUUUUGGUCCUUGAUAAAUUUGGUUAAUGUAAGCAAUAUUUUCCCGUAAAUUAAGAUUAUUACGCGAAUAUACUGACCUUUUCUUGUUUGCUGUCUCAUGACAUUAACAAUGCACUUGUAAGAGGAAAUGGUCAACCUAGUCCUAAACUUCAUAAUGAGAACAAUCUUAACCCUGUA
Spinacia oleracea (spinach) is the source of this 2042-nucleotide messenger RNA. RefSeq lists its product as uncharacterized. Lineage: Eukaryota; Viridiplantae; Streptophyta; Magnoliopsida; Caryophyllales; Amaranthaceae. Bases 107 to 1711 code for a protein of 534 amino acids. The transcript has 8 exons. The record is from RefSeq and is a predicted model, not a curated record. Gene Ontology annotation, cellular component: spliceosomal complex.